UUUCCUUCUAUGAGAAAUGUGUGGUUUCAGGUCUUUAAAAUGUUAUGCCGGGCUGCGACCCUGACUAGUUUCAACCUCUGUGCAUGAAGAAAUGAAUGGUUAUGAUAGGAACAUGUUCUGGCAGGGCCACAGACCACAAUCAACAUCUAAGAUCUUCCUCUCCCUUGUCCUGUUAACUGUCAUUGAGUUAGUAAACACAACUGUUCCAUGCAGCCAGAGCUGUACUAAAACUAUUCACAAAGGUGUGAAGCUCAGCAAGUUUAUGAAGAGGAAUACUGCAGAACUUUUAAAGAGAUAUCAAGCCAGUGAGGGAGACUUUGCAAAGCAGUUUUGCAAAAUGCAGAUGGACAACGUUCCAGCAUCAAGCCUUUCAGGACAAACUUCAUCUGACCGCAUGUUCAACAUUUACACACGUCUGAAAGAGUUCCAGCCUCACAUAAAGAAAGUUCUGAAGCAACAGACAGUCUUGUUGCCUCUUCAGAGCCCUUUGCUUAAUAGCCUAGAUGAGACUUUGCAACGAACUGGCCACCUUGCGCAGGGAAUUAACUGUAUUCUUCAGAUCUUACAGCCCAAUAUACCCAUAUUUGAGCCAGCAACCAGUCCUACCAGAAUUCCCCUGCCUCAAAAUGUGUUUCAGCAAAAGGUCUACGGGUGUGUCGUCCUGACUCGGCUAAAUGAGUUCCUCUCGAGAGUCGUUGAUGAACUGAGGUCAUUGAAGGGUAGCAUGUGUGUAAAAAAAAAAAAAAGGAACUAUGCUGAUGUCAUAGAACUUGUCAACAAUGAUUUCAAAUGCUUUGCCUUUUUGGUUUGAUAGGUAUAUUUAUUAAUUAUUUAUUUUUCACAACUAGCAAUGAAAAAUGGUGACAUACAUUUGAUAGUUUCAUUUGCAGUUGUAUUUAUUCCAUUAAUUUAUUGCUAUGUCAUAACUGAUGAAUGUAUUACUUUUAUGAACAAAUGUUCCUAAAAAAACUGCAAGUUAUAUAUGUUAAUUUAGCAACAUUCCAUUCUUUUGGUAGUGAAAGAUUGAAAGAUAUUCUUAUCCAUGGGUGACUGAAUCUGAGAGUUUACUUCAACAAGUGAUCACUUAAUGUUCUUAACAAGUAUUUGAUGUCAUCUAGCCUGAUAUAAGUUAGCUAUAUCACACUGUAUGUGUUAUUCCUCUUUAGAUAGAUAGAUCAGACUCAGCACUGCACUUAGACCCAGAUUUGGAUAUCUUGCCACUGAGGGUCAUAGAAAUAUUAGAAUAUAUAUAUAUAUAUAUAUAUAUAUUGUCUUAGAUGAUGAUGUGUGACUGCCCAGAUUCACAAAGAUUGUGAUGUGAGCUUUUAGCCAUAUUGGCUUUUGUGGUAUAUGCUUGCCUGGCUUGAAUAAGUGGUCUGGUUGAAAUGACUGGUGUAUGGAGCUAGUGCAUUCAGGCUGUUGUCUGAGACUUGUGUUGAAACAGGUUUAGUAGACAGGAAGUGAAAGAGACUGUGAUAUCAGCCCUUAAUGACGCAUUCAGCUAAACACAUCAGAUAGGAAAGAAAAAACACUGACUAGCCGUCGCCUCUGUCACAAGAUGGGUGUCUGAGUGUUUGUGUUGUCUGUGUGUGUGUUUAAGGCACUGAUUUCUAGGCUAGGUCAAGAAGACAUACUUAUUCUUGUGAAAUGUUUUGCUCAGUUUUGAUACUAAAAUGGCCUACUGUAUGAAGAAUUUACAAAUCAUUUAUAUUUCAAAUUGGUAUCCAAUUAUUGCAUAUACUGACUUCUAUAAAUACAAUAGUUAAUAAAAAACA
Tachysurus fulvidraco (yellow catfish) is the source of this 1775-nucleotide messenger RNA. It is a transcript of the gene m17, whose product is annotated as IL-6 subfamily cytokine M17. The record is from RefSeq and is a predicted model, not a curated record. The transcript has 3 exons. Gene Ontology annotation, biological process: ciliary neurotrophic factor-mediated signaling pathway; negative regulation of neuron apoptotic process. Gene Ontology annotation, molecular function: ciliary neurotrophic factor receptor binding. The coding region runs from base 92 to 811 and encodes 239 amino acids. Lineage: Eukaryota; Metazoa; Chordata; Actinopteri; Siluriformes; Bagridae.